CGUCGUAUCGAGGUCUGCAGAAGGACUGGCGAGAGUGAUGACCAUCAUCGUUGAGGUGUUCGGGGAGUUCGGGCUAACGGUGUCGGAGAAGAAGACGGAGACGCUCCUGAUGCGCGCAAAGGACAAGCCGACUGCAACAUCACAGCCCGCCCCGCCUCCACCGCUGACCAUCGAAGCUGCGGGACAGAAAUACGCCCAGACGACCGAGUUCCGGGACCUUGGUGGCCUUGCCAACGAACAUAGCGACCUCACCCGUGAGAUCAGCUACAGGAGCAGAGGAGCGUGGGCGUGCCUCAGGCGAUGUGGCCGGGAGCUCUUCGACAGACCGCAAGCGCCAUUCCGACUCAAGAUCCGCCUGCUCCAGGCGGAGGCGAUGGAGGCACUGCUGUACGGCUGCAUGACAUGGUCACCACUCAACGGCCACUAUCAGACGCUGCGGUCGAUACACCACCGACUGCUCCUUCGAGUUAUCGGGUACAAGCGCAAGAAAGACACCUACCGGCAGCUCUCUUACGCCCAGGCGCCAAAGAGGGUCGAAUGCCAGAGCGUUGAAGCCACGAUCCGACAACGGCGCCUACUGCUCGCGAGAGCAUUGGCAAGGCAGCCGGACGGGCGACUCCCGAAACGACUGAUGCUCGGCGAACUGGCAGGUGGGGAGAAGCGACGUAGGGGGGGACAGAAACAGAACUGGCCGAAGUGUGUGCUCGACGACCUGAAGGCAUUCGGGGCCGACCACGGAUCUACGAAAACCGAUCCAUGUUGUCUCGGAAUCCCGGUACCGAAAGACACGGCACCGAAGUUAAAGUGGACAGAAGCCGCGAAGGUGGAAGGGGGAGUACCCUGGCAUGCGGCAGUGCUGCAGGGAGCUGAGAGGUUCAUGACCUCCUGGCACGAGAAAAGGCCAGCCGACAACGGGCGCUCAAACGAAACCACAAGCCACCAACCAAUGGGGCGGGAGGGGCGCAAGCGACGGACGAGACGGCGAGGGAAGAGAGCAAACGAGAAGAGAUUGACCGAGUGACGCGAUACGUGCCGGAUUGAAUUUCUUUUCGCCAAUUCCCCCCCCCCAACGCUGCACCAUUAGGGUGUGUCUUAUCAGGCCAAAAAAAUACGUAUUUGGUUACGAAACCGUAUUUUCUUGAAAUAUAUGGAGGCGUUCCUCUACGUUUCCGUAACAAGAGCGAAGCGUAUUUUUAACUGGGCUUGCUCCUUUUACGUUUCGGUGAAAAAUUUCCCGCUACCGGAGCAGACACCGGUCACGCGUGCUGUCUUCAUCACACCACACCUAGACAGCACCAACAACACCCCAAAGUGCUUCCCAAGGCAACUACACUACCAUGCCUGAGCGUGGGAAGCGUCAAGAUCCCAGGGGGAUCGCAGCGCAACGCCGGGAGAAGCGCCGUCGGCGAGCUAUCGACGAGGAGGAUGUAGCCCAUGACAAGAGAUUCACAGUCUUGGGUCUUGUGAGGGCCGUAGUAGUGGCGG
Messenger RNA from Ectocarpus sp. CCAP 1310/34, 1485 nucleotides. The record is from the annotation of a GenBank genome assembly. Lineage: Eukaryota; Phaeophyceae; Ectocarpales; Ectocarpaceae.